Messenger RNA from Drosophila hydei, 3343 nucleotides. Its product is annotated as fibronectin type III domain-containing protein 5. The record is from RefSeq and is a predicted model, not a curated record. The transcript has 9 exons. Lineage: Eukaryota; Metazoa; Arthropoda; Insecta; Diptera; Drosophilidae. Gene Ontology annotation, molecular function: protein binding. Bases 1537 to 3081 code for a protein of 514 amino acids.
CGCAGCACAACGCUAACGAGCAGGCGGAUAAACGGUAUACGAAUAACGGAGACAGAAACAGAGACAGUGGCGACAUAGGCGAAGCGCAGCUCCAGACUGUAUGUGCUCUGCCAGCAUUUGUUCUUUAGUCUUGUGUCUGUGUUAUCAGUUUGGCGGCAGCAAAAGACCAAAUCGUUGAAGAGCAGGUGGCAGCAACUGAGCCGGCGGCAAAAAAAGCCACAAAAGAACCCAAAAAUAACAAUAACAACAAGGAACAAUAGUAAUUAAGGCAAAAACGUGCCACGAAAAAACAAACAGAGAGAAAAACAAAGAAAAGUAAAGGGAAAAGCGCAACAAGAGGCGCAAAAAUUAGCUGCUUAAAUGCUGCUAUAGCAAUUAAGUCAACAACAAAAAGAACUGUUAACAAAAUGCGCAAUGCAUAAAAUUAAACAGACAACAACAACAACUACAACGACGACAACAACAACAAAUCAAAAGACGGCGACGACAGGUGGAAAAGCUGUGCGAACCCCAUGCAGCGCCGUCGCCGUCUCAUCGAAUUAAUUCAACAGCACAUAAAUUGGCCGUUGGAAAAGCACGAAAAUUGAAAAACCGAAAAGCGGAAAACUGAAAAAAAAACCAAAACAAAAGAAUAAGUAAACACUCGAACAGAAAACAAAAAAAAACGUUUUUCAGUCUGAAAUCAGCGACUGUCAACUGAACGAUUGGCGUUUGGCGUUUGUCGUUUGUCGCUUUUUAUUGAUUUUAUAUAAAAAAAAAAAAACGAAACGAAAACAACAACAACAACAAAUGGCAUUGAGCCGCAGCAAAAGAAAUAAACAAAAAACAAAAGCAAACGCAAUGUGAAUAAUUUUUACUCAAUUGUAGCACGAAACAAUAAGAAGAAGAAGAAAAAGGAACAGAUAUAUAUACAUAUAUAUAUAUAUAUAUAUAUGUAUACAUAUAUAGAUAAGCAUAGCUAAAAUAAAACGCUCUGAUGAUUCAAGACAACGCACACACACGCCUAUAGCAAAGCCCAUAAAAAUGUGCUAUAAAAAAUAAAAACGCAUAAAUUCAAACAAACAAAGAAGAAAGCCAACUAAAGUUCAAGUUAAAGUUAAAACAAAAGCAGAAAACAAAGCAACAACAACUACAAUUACACAUACAAUGCCUAAUUGGCCAGGAUAAUAGAGCAAGGCAACGGCAAAAGCAAGAGCAAGAAGCAGAAGCAGAGAACAAAAAGCAAGACUGAUUUUUAUGUUUUUUAGUUAGCUUUCUAUUCAUAUUCAAACUGGCAAGAAACUAAAUACCAGAAAAUACUCAUAAAAUACUAAACAUAACUGAAAAUAAUACUAAAAACACGAAAUUAUUACAAUUACAAGAGAAAGUGCAAUGACGAAUGCCGGCAAAUGAAGCGGAAACCAUAGGAAAUCCGGCUUUUUUAGGACAUACUACAACAACAACAACAACAACAACGAACUAACAACAACAAGAAGAAUUAUCAAAGCCAUCAUCAACAGCAACUGAAAUUGAAACUAUUGAAGCAAUUGAAGCGCAAUGUUUGUGUUCAUUGUCGUUCUGUUGGUCAAUACCUGUCUAGCUGGCACUAUACCAGCUACGCCGGAGAAUAUAACCGUAACAUUUUUAACGCCGACGGCCGUGCGCGUCUCUUGGCAAACGCAGAUUGAUCUAAAGGCACAUCCCAUUGAGAAGUACAUUGUAACUUAUAAGCCAACAGAUGACAGUUACAGGGUUGUACAGGACGUUGCCGGCAACAGCGAGGCCAUUGUCCUGGACCGUCUGCUGCCCAGCACACAGUAUUCACUCUCUGUGACGGCCAUCUGGAUGGGCAAAAGAUAUCGCAGUCGCGGCCAAAUCAAAUUUCGCACGCUGGAUCUGCCUCGUAAUACAUCACAACAGGACUUUCCGCCGGGCAUCUAUGGACGCAAUGGCUCCGGCAAUGGCACCAGCUUUGGCGACGAUGUCACCUCCACAGCCACCAAUACGCUGACGCACAGAACCUCAAGAGAGCUGCCAACGAUACGUGGCGUAGAGAUUGGCAUUGUUUUAAUCGUGCUGAUGGUGUGGGCUGGUGCUAUAGCACUCUUUUUCAAUCGUUGGGGCAAAAUACGUAUGCUUCUGCCCUACCAGCCAGACUAUAAGCACGAGCAGCUCAAGGUGCCGGGCACAGGUGUUUGCAGUGCCAGCGGCUGCAAUGGCCAGCAUUCACAUCAGUUCGACAGCAGUGAAUGUGGCGGCACCUUUGCUCACCCACCGUUGCACUGCAAUAGCCGCCACAUCCACAUGCUCGCCGAGGAACGUUCCACAUCGAUAUCGGAGCGCUGUACACGCAGCCGGAUCAAUUCGGCCAUAUUCGUGUCGUCGGAGGGUCGCGGAUUCGACUCCAUCGAGUUCCUGCGUCGCCAUGGCUCACAAAGUGUGCUCUGCCGGAAGGCCAAGAGUGCAGAGAAUAUUACCGAAAAUGGACGCAGGAAGAGUCUGCGUCCAUGGCGCACCGACGAUGACUCCGUCCAGCAGCAACAGCAGCAAAACUCCUCGCAGGACAUAGAGAUGAAGGAAUGUGGCGCCAAUGGUGGUGAAUUGCUCACGCUCCCCGUACUCCACGACGCCAAACAAUCGCCAACAGCCGUAACGAGCUUACUAGCACGUUCCUCUGCCAUAACCACGGCCAAUGUUAUCGUGGGCAGCAUUUCAUUGGAGGCUCCACCGCCGUAUAUGCAAGAUGAUGACGCCACCUCCAUAUCAGCUCUCAUACACAGCGAUACAUCGGCUAUGGUGCACGAUUCACAGGAUUCAGCGGAAACUGUGGAGGAAUUGGUGCAUGUUCCACUGCUGGCCAGUGCAACGGCUACGGCAUCCUCCGUUUCGGCCGCUUCCACGCCCAGCAUUGCCAUUGAGGCUAAACCGCGUGUGCUAGUGCAUCAGCGCUCAUCGACGGCCUCCUCAUCGCCGCACAGCAGUCCUAAGAAUUUGGGGCUUGGCUUGAAGAUAAUCAAGCCGAAAAUUAGCGCCGUGCCAAUGGUUUCAGUGUCGGGUCCAUCACCGCCCAUUGAGAAACCGCCACUGGCAGAAUGCUUGUAACAAAUGGCAGCCGAAACAUUUAUCUAAGCGCGCUCACUCAAGGCAAACUGGACACCCAGUCACAAUCACAGAUUUCACACUUACAAACACGAACCUAUUCACACACACACUAUCCUCGACUCAGAUUGAAAGGUGGUUAGAAGUAUGCCAGCUGCUCAAAUAAGUGUUUCGGUGAAGCUGAAGGGGACUCAAACGCCUCUUCAGGCAGUUAAAACUAGUUGUAAACGUAUUACUAGAAAUAGACGUAGGCAUAGACGUAGCU